AUGAGGGGAGACGACGAGCAUGGAUCACCGCUGUGGGAAGAGAAGCUUGGAAGCCAGAAACAGAAGAGGAAACAUGAGAAAGGAUACCAGAAGAGACUUAAAGAGGAGAGGAGUGAAUGGGAGCUAAAAGAAAAGAAAAUGAUUGAAGAAUCUGAGCAGAAGAAAAGAGAAAAUGAAGAAAAAGAGAAGGAGAAAAUUAAGAAAAAGCUUAAAGAAAGAGAAAAAAUAGAGAAAGAGUGUAAGAACAUGAAAGAGGAGAAGGCAAGGAGGGAGGAAGAGAGAGAGAAACUGAGAAAGCUCGAAGAAGCAUUUGAGAGAGAGCACAGUGUGUCACACUUUCACUUUCGCUGGAGAGCUGCAAACCUUAAAAUGUUGUCUCAAGAAUCCCCGUCUAGUAGAGAAGGGACAAUAUUAAGAAGGAAAAGCCGCAGCAUCACUCCUCCUCCAAACAUGUCUGAAUUAAGGAUUUGGUUGUUGGGAGAAGACUGGACAGAUAAGUGUUCAGUGGGAAACUUGCUCUUGAGAAGAAAUGAAUUUGAAACAGAAGCUUCUCUCCCACUUCAUCAAUGUGCUAAAACAGGCAGAGGACAGAUUGAGGAUCAAAGCAUAUCUGUUGUCAUCACACCAAAUCUGUUUCACAGAGAUGUUCCUGCAGAUGAAGUUACUCAGGCACUAAAACAUUGUGAGGCCAUGUCUGCUCCAGGUCCACAUGUACUUCUGCUAAUUCUGCAACCAGAUACUUCUGCUGAGAAGAUCAAAUAUAUGAGUAAAACCAUGAACUCCUGGUCAGAAAAUGCAGUGAAUCAUAUUAUGGUACUGGUGAUGGAGGGAGAGAAAAAAUUAAGUACUGCUAAGGAGAAAAAACUUGUUCCUAGUUUACUUAAAGAAAAAUGGAGGUGGCACAAAAUAAACAGAAUAUACACAGAUCAAGAUAAAUUAUCCACUGACCUGUUUGAAAAAAUUAAGAAUUUUGUGAAGGAGAAUGAAUCAAAUCAUCUCUGCCUGGAAAUUUAUGAAUUACCACCAGAGAUGCUGUCAAGGAAAACAGUGAAGGAGAAAUUUGCCAGAUUUUCCUCAGACGUUAAACAGAAAAUUGGAUCACUUAUGCAAAUAUCAUCUCAGAGUACAAGAAACAAAGAAAUGCCUGUUUUCAAUCUGGUGCUGUUUGGAAGUAACAGUGCUGGGAAGACUUUAGCCGUGAAUACAAUACUGGGCCACGAUGAGUCUGCAGAAGUGUCCGAAUCUAAAACCCAUCAAUGUCUCAAAAGAGAUGGUGAGAUAUAUGGACACAAGGUCACUCUGGUUGAAUUGCCGAAGCUAAACAAAACAUCUCUGUCUCAGAAGGAUGUGCUGCAUGAGGCAUACAAUGCUCUGUCUUUAUGUUCAUUUAACAUAAACGCAUUUUUCCUGGUCCUUACUGUUGAUCUUCUCACUGACGAUGAUAAAGGAGAACUUGAAUUAAUCUGUAACAUAUUUGACACGUCUGAUGGGAAGUUCUGGGAUUGUUUGAUGAUCAUGUUCAUAUAUCAAGGGGACAGGCAGGAUAAGGCUGUCACUGAAUUUCUACAUGUAAACAGAGACAUUCAGAAUUUAUUGAAGCAAUGUGGGGACAAAUAUUACAUACUCAGUAUUAACCAAAGACCUGAUAGUACACAGAUCCCAGAACUGCUGCAGAAGAUCUAUACAGUUACUUGUUAUUCGUAUGUAACAUUUAUGCGAGCACAGACGGAGAAAAGAAUUCAACUGGAGGCCAAAAUUGAAGAAAUUGGAAAAAAAAUCACAGCAUUAAAUAAGAUUAAUCAAAACGCUGAGACUAAGAGAUCAAGCACAAACUGUGUGAGGAUUGUGCUUAUUGGAAAAACUGGAAAUGGGAAGAGUGCAACUGGAAACACUAUACUUAAGAGAAAGGCCUUUAAAUCUCAAGCCAGUUUUAAAUCAGUGACAUCCUCAUGUCAGAAGGAAGAAGGGUUUGUUAAUGGACAUCCAGUCACUGUUGUUGAUACACCAGGUCUGUUUGACACACAACUCCCUAAAGAUGAUGUGAAGCAAGAGAUACUGAAGUGCAUCAGUCUCCUCUCUCUAGGACCUCAUGUGUUCCUGCUCGUGCUUAGAUUUGGAAUAAUUACUGAUGAAGAAAAAGAAACUCUGAACCUGAUCAAGAAAACCUUUGGGAGGAACGCUGGAAUGUUUAGCAUCAUAAUAUUCACCCAUGGUGAUCAGCUGCAAGAUCAGACAAUUGAGAGCUGUCUGGAAGAUACAGAUUCAAAUAUGAAGAAGCUGAUCGGAGAUUGUGGAGGAAGAUAUCAUGUGAUUGACAAUACAAAACCAGACGAUUCUAAACAAAUCACUGACUUGCUGGAAAAAAUAAACAGUAUGGUUGAAAAGAAUGGAGGGGGAUGUUACACCAAUGAGAUGUUUGAAGAAGCAGAAGCUGCCAUAAAACAAGAAAUGGACAGAUUAUUACAGAACAAGAGAGAAGAGAUGGAAAGAGAGAACAAACGUUUAUGUGACAAACACGAGAUUGAGAUGGCAGAGAUGAAGAGAAGAAUAGCAGAACAAAGAGAGUUAAUGGAGAGGGAGAGGAAGGUAAAGGAGGAAGAACUCAGACUCAAGGAAGAGUUCUUGCGAAAUGAACUUAAGAGAAGAGAUGAACAAGAAGAGAAGGAGAAGAGAGAAAGACAAAAAGAAGAAGAGAAGAGAAGAAUUGAAGAGGAGAAGAAACAGGAGGAAUGGAACAGGAAACAAGAAGAAUUAGAAGAGAAAGAAGAAAAGGAGAAGGAGAGGAUUGAAAAAGAGCUUAAAGAAAGAGAGAGAAUAGAGAAAGAGUAUGAGAACAGCAAAAUAGAGAUGAGAAAACAAAAAGAAAAAUGGGAAAAAUCAUGGAAGGAGGAAUGGGAUAAAAGAGUGAAAGAGGAGAGGGCAAGGAGGAAGGAAGAGAGAGAGAAACUGAGAAAGCUCGAAGAGGCAUUUGAACGAGAGCGUAAAGAGGAGGAGGAGAAGAGGAAGAGAGAAGAUAAAGCCAGACGUGAACAGGAAGAGAGAGAACGAAAAGAAAUGGAGGAAGAACAUGAGAGAAAAUUAAAAGAAAUGAAAAGGAAGUAUGAAGAUGAGGCCAGAAAACAUGCAGAAGAAUUCAAUGAAUUCAGAGAGAAAUAUGAGAAAGACUUUCUUACUCUGAUGUUUAAACAUGAUUCAGAGAUGCAGGAACUGAAACAAAAACAUGAAAAAGAGUGUCAUGAGCGUGAAAAGGAGUACAGCGUAUUGAGUGAACUCUCAAAGCAAAAAGAGAAAAAUCUGAAUGAAAAAAUGAAAGAAAUGGGAGAGAAACAUCAAAAAGAGGUUGAUGAGCUGAAGAAGAAGUAUGAGGAUAAAUGUGUUUUACUGUAGGAUAUCUUUACUUCAUUUAUGCCCUGACAUGAAUAGGGUUAGAAGUAAUCUCAAGGUUACCAUUACCACAAAGGCAUUAAUGAAUCUUUUAUUAUUUUUAAGGAAGAAAAAGAAACACAGGUAUCGUAUGCUGCUCAGAGACACAAUAGCUGCUUCUUUUUAUUGUAAAUAUAUAUAUAUAUAUAUAUAUAUAUAUAUAUAUACAUAUUUGGCAGAGCAAAAUUGGUCAUUAAAAUGCUGUUGGUCUGAAUAUCUGUUGUUGAUCAGAACAAAAGCAUUCUUUCUAAUGAAAAUAUUGCUUCAUUGUUAUAUACCAAUGUUAUAGUUCUAAGUGGAUAAAAAGAUCUGAGAAAUAAACUGAACAAGUUUUGCUGACAUUUGAUUAAUAGAAAUAGAAUAAUGAGUCCCUGAAAAAUAAAAUAAGUCCCUAAUGAUUCAAUAUGGGGAUGUCAGUAUGAAAGUAAUUGUUUAUGGUUUAUUGAACAAGCAUAAAAAGCAUUGUUUAAACAUAUUCCAAUAAGGAUAGGUAAGA
This is a messenger RNA of Labeo rohita (rohu), 3919 nucleotides long. RefSeq names its product GTPase IMAP family member 8-like. NCBI's taxonomy places the organism in Eukaryota, Metazoa, Chordata, Actinopteri, Cypriniformes, Cyprinidae. The transcript is spliced from 10 exons. Gene Ontology annotation, molecular function: GTP binding. The coding region runs from base 1 to 3387 and encodes 1128 amino acids. The record is from RefSeq and is a predicted model, not a curated record.